Molecule: messenger RNA, 738 nt
Organism: Leptosia nina
Lineage: Eukaryota; Metazoa; Arthropoda; Insecta; Lepidoptera; Pieridae
Source: the annotation of a GenBank genome assembly
AUGCCUUUACACCCGGAGCUGUCCACGGCAUCUCUUAUAAAAUUGACGUCAUUUUUAUGUUGGAGUUGGUCAUACAUUUAUUGCGCGGCAAAAGUACCUGGGAAGUGCCCCGAGUGGUAUUCCAGGGCGGUGACCCUGGUACAUGGCAGUGUGGCUACGCUGGCGGGGCUGUGGCAGUGCGACGUUCUCAAUUUAUCACGAAAACGUCUAACCAGUAAAAUAACAGCGGCUCACUAUUCCGUGAUGGUGUGGUCAUGGGGUUACUUCGCAUUCGACCUUCUCUGGUGUAUUAUAUAUUGGACGGAUAGCUACGUGAUGCUGAUUCACCAUCUCAGCGCCCUGAUCGCCAUAAACGUUUACAUGGGGAAAGACUAUACUGGCUGCACUUUUCCAUGCACAUUGGCGUUGAUGGAAAUAACAAAUCCAUUACUGCAAGCAAGAUGGUUCUUAAGAUAUGAAGGAUACGAUAAGGUCAUUUUAUAUUAUGUGGUGGAGAUAAUAUAUCUGAUAUCAUUCAUAGGACUGCGAGGUAUAUUUGGGACUUACUUGACAUAUAAAAUAUUACACUCGGACAUAUUUGACAUGGAUGAAAAAUUAAUAUCACUUGUGUUCUACAUAGUGUCCCUAAUCUUCAUCUCUGAAAUCAUAGGCUAUGUUGCCUACAAAUAUAAGACAAAAAUUGAGGAAUUCAAGGGAUUUCUUAUUGAAGUUGGAUACAUAUUAAAUGGACACUGGUGA